AUGGACUCUCUCAUCGCAGCAAAUACCAAGUUUUGCUUUGAUCUGUUCCAAAAGAUCAGCACAGAUGAUUGUCGGAAGAACAUCUUCUUCUGCCCGCUGAGCCUCUCGGCCGCACUUGGCAUGGUCCGCCUGGGAGCCAGGAGCGGCAGCGCGCGCCAGAUCGACCAGGUACUGCACUUCAACGAAUUGUCCCAGAAUAAAGGGAACGAGCCAGAUCCCUGUCUGAAAAAAGCAGAGCAGGAAGUGCCUGCUGACAGCAACCUGGAAGGGCAGAAGGAAGUGGCGGGGCCUCUGACGCUGCAGACCGAGUCUUCAAAGGAUGAGAGUGGACUGCUCAGCUGCUAUUUCGGACAGCUUCUCUCCAAAUUAGCCAGGAUCAAAGUCGAUUACACCCUGAGUGUUGCCAACAGGCUUUAUGCGGAGCGAGAAUUCCCAAUCUGCCCGGAAUACUUAGAUGGCGUGAUUCAAUUUUACCACACGACAGUUGAAAGUGUUGAUUUUCAGAAAGACACUGAAAAAUCCAGGCAAGAGAUUAACUUCUGGGUUGAAUCUCAAUCCCAAGGUAAAAUCAAGGAACUCUUCAGCAAGGACAGUAUCAACAAUGAGACUGUGCUGGUGCUGGUGAACGCUGUCUACUUCAAGGCCAAAUGGGAGAAAUAUUUUGACUGCGAAAACACGGACGAUGCCGUUUUUUCUCUAAGUGAGAGUGAAAAGCAGAACGUGAAGAUGAUGAACCAGAACGGGCUGUUCAGAAUUGGCUUCGUGGACGAGCUGAAAGUGCAGAUCCUGGAGCUUCCGUACACGAAGGGGAAGCUCGAUAUGGUCGUGCUGCUGCCGUCUGGCUCCGCAGACAACCUGAAGGCCCUGGAAGAGGAUCAUUUUGAUACAGGAUGGAAGAAACUGACAGAAGAAUGGACUCGGCGCAGGGUCUAA
This is a messenger RNA of Dama dama (fallow deer), 933 nucleotides long. Its product is annotated as serpin B12-like. The record is from RefSeq and is a predicted model, not a curated record. The transcript has a single exon. Gene Ontology annotation, molecular function: serine-type endopeptidase inhibitor activity. NCBI's taxonomy places the organism in Eukaryota, Metazoa, Chordata, Mammalia, Artiodactyla, Cervidae. Gene Ontology annotation, biological process: negative regulation of endopeptidase activity. Bases 1 to 933 code for a protein of 310 amino acids.